UCGAUGUAACACCUGCUCUGAGGACUGAGAUUCCCUACCCUUUGUCCAUGGUGGAAAAGAACAGUUAGUACGGACUGCUCCUGACUUUAAUAUAUUUAUAAAUAAAAGCCGUCUUAACUCAAGUUAAAAUUAUUUAGCUGUAAUUCAGUAAAAGUGAGAAAUAUUUUAAACAAAUAUCUAACACCUGUAAACUCGGAACACUGCUACCACGAACGAUGCAACGCCGGAACAGAAAAGACGUCGGACAAAGCCUUUAUACAUGCUAAAAGGAAGUAACCGAAAGAGCCCUUUUUAUUCAGUAAUGUCUGGUUUUCGUUAAACUAAGUGUUAGAUCAACUGCGAUAUGGAAGAUAUUUCUCAGGAACGUUCUUUAGGCGCGCCUUUUUCUCUCUCCGCUCUGCGUCUCCUGGUGCCACCACUACGGCUGGCCUCUGCAGCGACCUGGCAGACCGUCCAGCAGAAGGUGGUGGCUGACUACGGCAUUCUGGAGGAAUUUGUUUCUAUGGUUACCGACAUGAUUCCAGAGCUCCUUACCAGUCGGCAGAGGGUCCAGCUCACACUGGGUCUGAGAGCACGGUUGAUCUUGGAUUUAUGUCAGCGGGAAGCUGCUCCUGACUGCAAGCUUGUUGAACUGCAUUUGAACAGGAUGGAAAUGCUCAUCAGAUCAUGGCUUGAAGAGGCCGAUGGUCCAAAUUCAGAGGUGUCCCACUUGGACUUUGUGGCUCUGGUUAAGAAGCUACUGGGAAGCCCUGAUGAGAGAGAACUCUUCUUUCAGCGGGAUUUCCGUGAAGAUUUUGGUGCAAAAUAUGACAAAGCUGUCGAUGACCUGAUGUGGUUGUUUUUGUCUAGACUUGAAAACAUCCUUCCUAUUCAAACUUUCCAUCAGGUCGCAUCUGUGUUUGGGGAGGUUUCAUGCGUCUUGGCAGAAUACGUGCAGUCUGUGUCUCAGUGUGACGAGCUUAAAAACCUUCUUCAACAUCACAAAGACCUCCGUCAGCUGGAUCACAAAGAUAUUUCUCUUGAUGGUUCCUGCAUCAUCUCUGCCCUCAAACUUCCUUCUCUAAAGUCAAGCAAGACAUCUGAAAGUCAAACAGAAGUCAAUAUUUUGGGCUGUGUCCCAUCAUGCUCAUCACCUAUGGAAGAAGACUCUUCACCAUUGCUUGAAGUAUCCCAGAUAAAAUCUCAUUCUGCUUCAGGACCUUUAACUGUUGACGUGACUAAUUUGGAGAAUGGAACACAGCUUUCCAAGAAUGAAAAUCAAACUGAGAAAAAUGUGGGUGACGUCUUUGAAGGUCAAGAGAAGGCUGCGUCUCGCGUCGCGAAGAAGCGUAAAGUUCCUGGGAAAAAACUUGAGAAACCAGCGUUCACAGUUUCUCGACCUGUGAGGGCUAACAGGGGAAUGUUGAUGAAGAAAAUUCUUGAGAAGGAGAAAAAGGAGCUACGGGAUAAAACCCCACCAGCCAAAAACCCUGCUUCCAGGAAAACCAGACAAUCCAGCAAGACUCCCGCUUCAGUGACUAAUAAGGAAGAGUCUGCUCGCUCCAGCAAAUUGUCUUCGCAUAAGCCUCCUGCAGCCACAUGCAGUGAGGAUGACUCCUGGUCUUACUACUCGGAGAAGUCUUGCCAAGACGAUCUCAGUAAUGCAGAUUCCUGGUCUUACUACUCAGAUGACAAUGGUUCAUUUGCAACACCUGCCAGCAGUCCCGCUGAAAGUGAUUCAUUUUCCAGCUGCUCUAAUGCGGACACUCCUGAAAAUAAGUUCACUCCGUCCCCAAAAGCAAAACGGUCCAAUACGAAAGCCAGCACACCAAAAAAGACUCGGAAUUUCUUGUGUUUUAUUUGCAAAGAGCAGGUGAGCAAAAAGCUGCGAGCUCACAUAAAAAGCCACUUUCCCAACAAAGACUACGCCUGCCCCCAGUGUGGCACCAAGUAUAAACUCCUCUCUUCGCUUGAGAGACACUUGAAAAAGACCUGCUUCGAGUACCACCUCAAGAACGUAGAUCCCACCAAGCCGGAGGAAACCCAGAACCUCUCCAAGUGCGACAAAUGCGGAGAUGCAUUUCAGUACAAGAUUUCCUUACAAAAGCACCUGCUCACACACCAUGAGCUGUACUGCAGCGUGUGCCGGACGGUGCUGCGAGACGCGGAAACGUUGGCCCGCCACAAAACCGCACACACGCCGUUUCAGUGCACCCGAUGUGACCAGACCUUCACCGUUUUUAAGCACUUGGUUAGGCAUUUCGAAAACACCCACGGAAUUAGCAAACCCUUCAAAUGCAAUCACUGUCCAAAGAUUUCACCCAAGCUCAAUGCUUUAAUCAGACACGAAUGGCAGCACACAGGUCAUCUGCCCUUUCAGUGUGGUCAGUGCAGUUUAAAGUUCAAGUCAUUCUCAUAUCUUUUGUCCCAUGAAAAGGUGCACAAAGGGGAGAAACCCUGCCUGUGCUCGGAAUGUGGAAAGACUUUUGCCCACAGAUCCAACCUGUACCGCCACAUUAGACUCAUCCACAGUGCUUCUAGAAAUGAGAAGAAUUAUUCUUGUUCCCAGUGCGAGAAGAUCUUUAAAGAAAAGGCCGCCCUAAUAAGACAUCAGAGGACCAAGCACCUCCAGCAACUGUUCCGCAGGGAGUGCCCCUACUGUAGUAAGAUGGUCGCUCCGUCAACAUUGGCAAGGCAUAAAAUGAUGCACAUGGGACAGAGCCCCUUCAAAUGCACCACCCCUGAUUGCGAGAGUGCCUACAGAACUGCUUCAGAGCUGAAGAGACACGUGCUUUUACACCACACCACUGAGCGACCUCACAAAUGUGACGUCUGUGGAAAGGGCUUUGUACGACUCGGCGAUCUCAACCUGCACGCAAAAAUCCACACUAAAGAAAGACCGUUUGUUUGCCACAUCUGCGGAAAGGCUUUCCUCAAGUCCUACAGCAUGUUUAGACAUAAAAGGCUUCUACACUCAUCUGUGCCAGAUUAGAGUAAAAUUGUAGAAACGCUUAAAUGAAAGCAGUGAAAAUGUCAUGAAGCAAAUGCAAAUGUUAAGAAAAUGUGUGUACCCAACAACAGGUGUACCGUUGUCAGAUGGAUCAUAAUGUUUUGGAGAUGAACCUUUUGUAGUACUACAUACGAGGCUCUGGAGUAAUUAGUACUGGACCAAUGACUGGCAAUAUUUUGUUACACAAACUGGUGUUAGAUGGUGAAACUCCUUUUUGGCAGGUUGAUGAGGAUUGGAACUGAUUCUGCUCUCUAAGGAGAUUCCAAUUGGUAUUGAAAUUUCUUGACACUCCUUUGCUGAGAAAUAAUCAAUAAUUGUACAAGAAAUUGUCAGUGGUAUGUCAAUUUUGACUUCCUGCUUGGCUGAUAUAUGAAAGAGGAUUGGUACAAACAUCUUACAAAUGUCACCUUUGGUUUAAGGUCUGUAACAAUUUCUAGCAAAGGGGUUUGAACUUCAUUCUUAAGGGUGAAAUGCCAUUUAAAAAGAGACCCUUUACCGUAUUUUCUGACAUUAGCCAAUUGAGCCAAAGAUUUUCUGCUUUUAGGAUUACCCAAGUUAUCUGGCCAUGCGAUUGACAUAGGGAGAGGUGUGGAUGUGUUUUGAGGGACACCUUAAAUCGAUGUCAGACAAAUUGUGCGCACCCAGUCAUUUGGGUUCUUUUUUCUAAAGCAAAAUAUCUUGAUCAGUAUUGUAUUUGUGACCAUUAGAACAGAAUAUAUAUUUUCAUUUCAGUGUAAUUACAAAAUGCACCCAAGAAUGUAAUAUAUGCAAUCUCAAACAUAAAAUUGGAAUUUUUUGGCCAAAAAGUCAGAUUUGCUUUGAAGACAUGUUCUCCAUGGAAAUAUUAUGAUGUUACUUUUGUAUUAAUGCUACAUUUUUAAAUUGUGGCCCAAAACUUUUAAGAUUCCAUUUCAUUGUUUUUUCUCCUGGUUUUGGAUGGUUGUGAGACUGAAAAGAAUUUCUGUCUUGAGUUAAAUGUGCUGUGUUAAAAAAUAAAACUUCAGUGUGAAUUCAAGAAAAUGUUAAGAGGGAAUACAAUCAAAGAAGUGAAUACAUGUUGGUUUAUGCAUAUGCAUCUUUUUAUUUGUUUUUAUUUGAUUUUUGUAGCUUAUUUUUCUCAGUUCAGUUGUGUAUAUUUCACAUAUGUUUUAAAAGUCUUGAAAUAGUAUGAACAUAUUUUUUA
Messenger RNA from Poecilia reticulata (guppy), 4172 nucleotides. RefSeq lists its product as uncharacterized. NCBI's taxonomy places the organism in Eukaryota, Metazoa, Chordata, Actinopteri, Cyprinodontiformes, Poeciliidae. The record is from RefSeq and is a predicted model, not a curated record.